Messenger RNA from Rodentolepis nana, 897 nucleotides. The record is from the annotation of a GenBank genome assembly. NCBI's taxonomy places the organism in Eukaryota, Metazoa, Platyhelminthes, Cestoda, Cyclophyllidea, Hymenolepididae.
AUGCCAAAUUGUUUUGGCUCCUCAGAUGUAUCUGCAGUUAGCGGUAGUGACUUCUACGAGGCCGUGGUAAUGCCAAAACAAUCGGGUGACCCCUUGACACUCUGUCUGACACAGAGACAGCCGCAUUCAAAGUCCAACCUCCUUCCCCAAUAUGACUCUGACCACCAAGUGCCUCUUGCUAAAGGUCAGGCUUCUAUGCCUCACACAAAUCCCUCGUCAAUCUGGUCGAUUGCUGAGACUGAUAAGGAAACCCCCUCGGGCCAGGCUCCGUCAAAUCGAUUUAAUGUGGCCGCCCAAUUCCUGAAUCACGGCAGUCGGUCGAGUAAUAUUGGCUCAACAAGUAGCUGUGAACGACAGGUGAUCAGUACAAGUCUUGGAGAGAUUCCGGGUUGCAAACCGCCAAUUCCUCCCUCAAAUGGAGGCAGUCUGAGUGGAAGUAAGCUCUCCUGCGGUUCCCUGAAUUCCGGCAACUCCUCUCUCCCCGUGUCUGGUAAUACGCCCAACUCAACUCCCAACCGAGUUGGUCCCGGCAACUACGAGAAUCACGCCACUACAAAUCCAGCCUACAUGAUGGGUCCAGUCGGCUCUUCCAGUAUGUUCCUUCCCACGCCUCAUGGAUACUUCCCAUCGCCAACCCCACCCUACGAAUUCUAUGAUAGAUACUUUAAGGAUGGCUUACCACAUCCUCACAAUCCCCACCUUCAGAUGCCCCCACCUCCGAUUCCUUGUACACCUGGCCUGGUACCAAACUUCCGGUACCCUCCUCCUCUACGACCUCAAACUUGGAUGUGCUCCGGAAAGGUGCCGCUCGACCCCACAGACGAUAGAAGAAAAGUGAGUUGUGGUGGAUUCGUGAGAGAAUUCCAAGACGACGGUUGUAGCUUGUUGUUCAUUUAA